CCUCCUCCUCCUGCCGGGCGGGGCGGGGGUCGGCAGUCCCGGCGCGCUGCCGCCGCGUGGAGCCGCGCUGCGUGUUCCCGAUCCCGGCUCCCUGUUCCUGGAUCCCUGUUCCUGGAUCCCUGAUCCCGGCUCUCUGAUCCCUGAUCCCGGCUCUCUGAUCCCGGAUCCGUGAUCCCGGCUCUCUGUUCCCGGCUCCCUCCGCCGCCCCGAGCCGUGUCCCCGCUGCGGGCCGGCGGCGCGGGGAUGGGCGCGGGGCUGUGAGCGCGGCCGUGAGCCGUGGCCAUGGGGAACAUCUCCUCCAACAUCUCCGCCUUCCAGUCCCUGCACAUCGUCAUGCUGGGCCUGGAUUCGGCGGGCAAGACCACGGUGCUCUACCGCCUCAAGUUCAACGAGUUCGUCAACACCGUGCCCACCAUCGGCUUCAACACGGAGAAGAUCCGGCUCAGCAACGGGACUGCCAAGGGCAUCAGCUGCCACUUCUGGGACGUGGGCGGCCAGGAGAAGCUGCGCCCGCUCUGGAAGUCCUACAGCCGCUGCACCGAUGGCAUCAUCUACGUGGUGGACUCAGUGGACGUGGACCGGCUGGAGGAAGCCAAAACGGAGCUGCACAAGGUGACCAAGUUCGCGGAAAACCAGGGCACCCCGCUGCUGGUCAUCGCCAACAAGCAGGACCUGCCCAAAUCGCUGCCGGUGGCCGAGAUCGAGAAGCAGCUGGCCCUCCACGAGCUGACCCCUUCCACCACCUACCACAUCCAGCCCGCCUGCGCCAUCAUCGGCGAGGGGCUGACGGAGGGCAUGGACAAGCUCUACGAGAUGAUCCUCAAGCGCAGGAAGUCCCUCAAGCAGAAGAAGAAGCGGACAGACAAUAGUGGUGAUAACAAAGCGGCUCCCGCCAGCCGAGCCCAGAUCUCGGAGCUCCCCUCUCCCACCGCCCCGUGCUCCUGAGGGUCUGAUCCGGACUCCUUUGGGCUGGAAACAUGGAAAAACGGGAUGAAUCCCCCCUCUCCAUCCUCCGGGACCACCGAGCCUUUGUGUGCCGGGGAACCAACAGGGCAGGACCCUGUUGAAGUGCGUUCGAGUGGAGCCCAGCGUGCUUUUGGAUCUUUAACGUGGGCAUUUUGGGGCGGGGGGCGUCGUUGCCGGCUCCCCACAUGCAUUUUGGGGCGGGGGGUGCGGAUUCAUCGUGGCUCGGCAAGGUCAGCGGGGAGGGGGCUUGCAGCCCUUAUCCCUGCAUCCCCGCAUCCCUGGAUUCCUCCCCCGCGGGUGGCGGUGGGAAGAGGUGUUGAAAGCUUGGAGGGGGGGUUUGGACCUGCAGAAAAUGUCUUGGAGGGGUGGGUGUGAUGGGUAAGGGGACAUCCACACCCACCCUGGCCCGUGUUUUAGGGUGCAGAGCAAGGACGGGCAGCCUUUGGGGUUGGGGGGGGGGGGGGGGAGGAUGCGACACUGGGGUGCUGAGCAGCUGCUGAAUGGGGCAGAGCUUUAAGCUCUUGGCUCAAAAAACGGGGGAAAGAAGGAAAAAAAAUACCCAAGGGUUUAGGGUGAACGCUGCUGGAAGCAUUGGGGGUGGGUUGUGAGGCACCCCCAUUUCUCAAAGGCUCGGUGGUGUCACCUUGUGCACCAAAGCCCCCCGCAGAUGUGCACGGUCCCCUGGUGCUCCCAGGUGCGGCUUUGGAGGUGAUCCAAACUAGGGGUUACUUGGUAAAACCCCCACAAAAAAAAAAAAGGCAGAGUUUGGGGUUCUGGCCACUGUGCUGCUCUGCAGUGGGGCAGGAGGCCAAGUCGAGGGAGGAGGGAGCGGUGGGUCAUGGCAGGGCAGGAUGGAUGGAUGGACAAACAGAGGUGGCCAGAGCCUGCAGAAAAAAUCUCUGCUGGAAAGGGAAAAUGCCAGGGGGUGAAGAGGCAUGGGGGAAUUUGUGGUAGGUUUUUAAUAAAGAUUCAAAGCCAAUUAAAAGCCCCUCGCUUUCCCCUGUAGCCACAUGGGCAAGCUCUGCCUGCAGAGCAGUCUGAGCGCCCGGGCAGGGUCGGGCCUGGCCGCCUCCUCCUCCUGCAGGUGAACAUUUUGGUACCUGCAUGGAGCUGGCCACCAAAAUCCACUUGCUGUCUGUGUUUCAGCUGGAUCUGGCUCUCCAGGGUCCUGGCUUCCCACAGAGCUGGAGCAGGCAGCCCUCAGGGGACAAAUAUCCUGAAUUUGGAGGCAGGCGGGAAUUUCUGGUGAUUUUGCACCAGAUUUCCCAUUUGCAAACCCCUUCCCAGAGCAGCCAAGGGGGAAGCACCAAGCAGCCAGAAGCAAAAUGCCCUUCGGGUUUUGGGGAGUUGAUCCUCCCCUUGCAGCGACCAGCACCUUCCAAACAGCAUUUUUUGGGGGCGGGUUUGUUAGGGAACAAAUGUUGCAGCCGAGUUGUUUCUUCUCCUCUUGCGGGGUUUCAGUUCCCGGCGCGAGUCCCGACUUGUGUGGGCUGGUCCCAUCCGUUCAGGUGGUUCUCUUCCCGCUUCCUCGGGUUUCCCUGCUUUGUCUUCACCUCCAACACUUUGGUACUUGCUGUCGAGAGAGAGAAAAGAAUUAUUUAUUUUUGAUGCCACAGAAGCCACAUGUAUUAACCCUUUUCUGGGAGAGCGACCCGUUUGAAAUGUAAAAGCUGUGUUGACCCCAGCAGCUCCAGAGGGAUCAGGUUUUAGGAAUGACACGUGCAGGAUGUUACUGGGGGGUUGUUUUUUUUUUUAACCUCUUGGCUGGUCUGGGUUUAGCAAAUGCCAGCAUUGGAAAAGGCUCUUUUUGCAGAGCUGGGUCCUUCCUGGGAGCUUCCAGCUGAGCAUCCCCUUGGAGAGAUGCUGGAAGGUUCGGCUGGGCCGGGUGGGAUGCUGUGCCCGUGCCUUUGCCAGCCACUCUGCUUUCUGCAAUAAUUAAAAAGACUUUUCCAACGAGUAGCUCCUGGCUUCCGUGGUGUUUCCGUUCUGCCACCACCCGGUUUUACCCCAUACCCCGUGUGCCGACGAGCAUCGCCCUCGGUGGGCUGCAAGAAGAGGGCCCUCAGCAGAGCAGCUCCCAAAGGGAGCUGUCUGGGCUCUUUGCAAGGUUGUGCAUCUUCUCAGAUUAGAGAAUUACAAUGACCUGGGUUAUU
Messenger RNA from Parus major (Great Tit), 3119 nucleotides. RefSeq names its product ADP ribosylation factor like GTPase 4C (gene ARL4C). The coding region runs from base 283 to 945 and encodes 220 amino acids. Gene Ontology annotation, biological process: endocytic recycling; intracellular protein transport. Lineage: Eukaryota; Metazoa; Chordata; Aves; Passeriformes; Paridae. The transcript is spliced from 2 exons. The record is from RefSeq and is a predicted model, not a curated record. Gene Ontology annotation, cellular component: cytoplasm. Gene Ontology annotation, molecular function: GTPase activity; GTP binding.